Suillus paluster is the source of this 3050-nucleotide messenger RNA. RefSeq lists its product as uncharacterized. The coding region runs from base 13 to 2841 and encodes 942 amino acids. Lineage: Eukaryota; Fungi; Basidiomycota; Agaricomycetes; Boletales; Suillaceae. The record is from RefSeq and is a predicted model, not a curated record. The transcript has 6 exons.
AAGUCGGCACUGAUGGUGCGAAGCUUCGGGACGACCGUCGCUGGUCCAAGGAGAAUGGACACGGGUAGCCGUCCAUACCGCGUCGAUGCAGAACCGCAUUACCUCUCUCUUGACAAAGGCUCCAGUCAUUGCCACCCGACCGUCCAGCGGCGUCAGUCAGCCAAGCAACUCAUUAACAGAUACGAGUCCAUUUCACGGGAGGAGUCAUCAACUGCUCGGGGGCCACCCAGCGCAGCUCGCUUUCUUGGCGCAUCUCCAUCGUCUCGCUCCCAUGGUAGAGGGAAGAGGAGGUCUCUGAGUGCCUCGCUGCGCAAUUUCCUAUCCGUCUUCCAGAAGGGAAGGAAAGGGAAGGACGCAGAUGACUCAGAAGAAGACGUGCCUGCAGUUGUGAUCGACGCCCCGAGCAUGGCUCAUAUCCCUUCAAUGUACACCAACAACGCUGCCGUCACCCAUGAUGCAGGUGCUAUGGUACUGUCGGCUGGUGAGGUCUCCGCACUUCACUCCGGUGCGCUGUUAUAUCUUUCAAAGUCAUCAUCACCCAUUACUUCUCCUAUCCUGCCCGUCUGGACGUCCUGCACUGUUACCUUGCACACCUCGCAUAUACUCAUAACAUGGUAUACUGUUCAUGCCAAUCCUUCGAGUCAUGUCAUUCCACUGGACGGGUGCACUGAUGUUCGUUCUAUUGCUCUGAAUCGACUGGACCCUGAUGAAAAGGCUCUUCUUCCAAACUCGACAGACAAGUCCGAGCCUAAGGUAUUCGAGCUGCUUUUCGAGGGGCGUCGAAGAGAAAAAUUGACUGCAUCAUCAAGUCGAGAACGGGCACGAUGGGUCAGUGCCAUAUGGGAUGCGUUACUUCAGAGACAGUCACAAGGAGCAACUCGGCAAAAGGCGCUAACGAUACAGACAAACUUGCAGCGCGAAGGACAAAACUACUUGCAGCCUCCGUCAGCAUCAGAGUAUACUUCCUCCGAAUAUACAUCUUCUAGUGGUGUCGAAUCCGAGAGCUCACUUACAACAGAGCAGUCUCUCCCUCCAACGCCGAGUAUCAAAUCACCCCUGUCUAGUCAGUCUCCAGCUCGUUUCAGCCUGCACGACUCGCCCCAAAAUUGCUCUCCGAUGUCCAUCUUGCCUCCGCGACCUCCGUCACAGAUAUCGCCAAGGAGCUCUGGUCCUAAGAGCCCAUCCAUCGCCAAACUUGGAAACCUUUCCGUAGUCACCCAACGGUUGGCGCAGAUUGAGCAGACAAAUUCGCCAGUAUCAGCGAGUAGCGCUUCUACUCUGCCGCACUUACAGGGUGCUCAGACGAUCAGGCCUACGCGUGCUCGCCGAGCGUUUGCGGAAAUACAGAGGUUCAAGGAGGAGGGUUUUUCGAGCGACUCGCCGUUGACCAGUGGUAGACCCAGCCCACUACCGAGGUCGCCGGCAUCGAUUGAAACAUAUUCUUCGCGGUCGAGGAGUGCUUUCAUUCGUAGUAGGACAUCUCUAACGCCUGCUCCUACUCUUCCUGACACUCCGCGAGUUGCCAAGGAAGAUUUACCGUCCACACCUUCUCCGCCACCUACAUUCGACAUUGAUCUGCAGCUGGUACCCAUGACGGAACUGAUCAAGAAAAGUGCAGCAAUGACUUUCGAUCAAACAGCAGGUAUCAGCGAACAAAUAGUUGCGUUGCAACGCGAUGUUUUGCACCUUCCCAGUGAGUUGGCCCCGCUGAUGGCUGACACCAUAAAACAGUCUUCUACCGAGGCCAAGGAGGCGAUUCUGUCUACGGUAAAGGCAUUGGCCGCCAGGGUAGAGGAUAUCCAUCAGCAGAGCUCCUCCAGCACAGUCCAGCUGCAGGUAAACUCGAUUAUGAAGAUCCUGGACGUCAUGCAAACGCAGUUGAAGUCGAAUCUUCCUCGUGUUCUUGACAAACUCGAUGUUAUCCAUCACAAUCAAGAGCGGGAGAUGUCCAUGUCCACGUCACGCACGAGUAUGACAGCCAUGAACAAUUUGCGACCUCCUUUCUCUGGAAUGACCUCGCCGACGGAAAGUUUAGCUCCCUUUCCAAACGUGGAUCUCUCAGAUGUAUAUGUGAAGCUGGACGAGCUCACCUCGCUUUACAAGACUGGUAAUACCCCGUUGAGUCCAGCUACAAGAAGCCCGCACGAAGAUGCAGAUAUCCCAGAACACAAGCCGCUAGACGACAAGCUGGACUUUCACAAGCUGAAAGCCGUCCUGGAUUACCUGAACGCGGAUGAAGAACAAAAAAAGGUGCAGCUCGAACAGCAGGCUGACAGCAUCCGCUACCUGAACGAGCUGAACUCGUGGUUGGACGCAUUCGUCAACAACGGCACAACGCAGAUACAGGCUGUCGCGACUGGUGUCGAGCAACUUUGUAAACAACUGGGUGUCAACACGUCUGAAGAACUGUCGAGCCUUGGCCUGACCGGACAGGUACAACAGCUACUGGAGGCGGCACAGAAUCAAGCGGAUAGUGGAGAUAAUUUGCGAUCAAUAAUUCAUGAGUUGAUCCAGGUCGUUCAAGAACAUCUCACUCAUGGAGAUGAACAACGCAAAACUCUUGAACUGACUGAGGAGAUUCGAGGAGAACGACUGCGAUUUGUGGAAGCGAUGAAAGAGGCCACAGCAAUCAAUGUGCAAGGCGCGUUCAUCCUGUCUCAUGUUGAACAUUUCAAGGCUGAGUUGGGCCGUGAAGUCUCAGUGAUGACACAGGAUGUUGGGAGGCUGCACAAAGAGAAGCAAGCGAUCGAGCAGCAAAUUGCGGACCUGUUCGCAUUCUACUCCAAGCAAAAGCAGGAAGCCGAGGUUUGCCUAAUGCCACGCAUCUCCUUUUGGGAUUGAGUAAAUGAUUUGAAAUUGCAGGCCAGUUAUCGGUGUAUACCCCCACAGUCCUCAGGUCACCAAAGUUUCCAGAAUGUACCGGCCUCGAAGUUACCGCAACGCCGACCAUUACCCAGCCCCGGAAAGCACGGGACAGAUGUCACUGGGUUGAGGAGGCGUGAUCCUCGGAGUGUGGAGCUGAGGCAUUAAGAUGGAUUUGCGAUGGAGAA